Molecule: messenger RNA, 2847 nt
Organism: Gambusia affinis (western mosquitofish)
Lineage: Eukaryota; Metazoa; Chordata; Actinopteri; Cyprinodontiformes; Poeciliidae
Exons: 15
Coding region: 1-2847 (948 amino acids)
Source: RefSeq, a predicted model, not a curated record
AUGCCUCAGAGGGACGGGCGCCCGAGGCGGCCAAGCCUGGGACACCAACGCCGCACCCAGCGCUUGAACCCGACUCGGUCUCCCGACAGAUCCCGACUGCUGGAGGGUGGCCUGCCCUACCAGAUGUCGCCCGUGGUUCGUCAGGACGAGGAGCCCCGUGGGCAGUCGACUUCUCCGGAGUCGCGCCGUGGGACGGGGCGUCGCCAUCGCGUGGAGACGUGGCCAGCUUCCCGGGUGACCAGACGGAGCUGCAAGUUGGUUCUGCCUACUGCCGAGGCUCUGGAGAAGAAGUUUGCUCUUUUGGUUGGUGAUUCCCAUCUGCGUGCUAUUGUGGAUGGGUAUUCUACCAUGCCAAAGGGCGACUUCUCCUUAGGGAUGCUUGCAUCUCCCGGAGCUUCUGCGGAAGAGUUGCGGCUUGAGGUGCUGGAUGCAGUUCUGCCUCGGCCCCCCGAGGUGAUCUGUCUUCUGGCCCCAAGUAACAACUUGACCGCCAGCAGGACCUUCGUGGAGGCCGGAGCGGCGUUUGACGCUUUGUUGCGUACCGUCUGCAACCUCUCUGCUAAUGUGGUCGUUGUGGACUUUCCCCCACGCCUUGGCGUGAAGGAAAGUGUGCAACAGCUGCUGCGGCAGGAGUUUCAACGUGUGGCUGCUCAGAGAGGUGUUCGGUACUUGCCUGUCACUGAACACUUCCCGUUGAGCAGCCUAGCCUUGUGGAGCAGGGACGGCGUUCAUUUGAGCGAUCGUCCUGGGAUGGAGGUCCUUUCUCAGUUGCUUGAGGCGGCGGUCUCUUCGCAACUUGAGUUAAGUGCACCGAAAUCUCCAGCUCCUGUGAUGUUGGCUCCUCCCCCUCCUGGGACGGCAUCCCCCCCCGCGGUGAGACGUCCCCUGCCCCGGCUGGUUGUGGUUGGUGAGGUGGCUGCCCCGCGUCGUUUGGACCCCUUCGCCUGGACUGUGGUUGGUGGUCGUAAGUCGCCUCGCGGGGGCCAGGUUGGUGAUGGCUAUCCACAGGCCACUGGGAGGAUGGUUGACCAACAGGGAGACCUGCUGGAUUCUUCCAUCCCCCCGAAUCCUGUGUGGUUCAGCCCAACGUUGCUGGAGGAGAUGGACCGGAUCGUUCCUGCGUCUGGCCUUGACGCUCCGUUACCUACACGUUCUCCGACGAGGAAGAAGAAGACGAGUCCGAGGCGUCGUCCAAUUUCCGAUCCCUCCAAGCUGAAUCCGGUGGAGCGGCAGAUGGAGGGAGCGCACGGAGUCCGGUCCCCGAUGGACGCCGAGGCCCCUACCGAGUCCUCUUCCGUGCCGCUGGAGGACCAUGUCCGGGAUGGGAGCUGCCAGGCUUCUGCGCUGGAACCCGGGAUCAGCGGUCCACCUGUCCUGUCGGUAAGUGCCACACAUUCUCAAGCCGACAAAAGGUAUGCUGCAUUUUCCCGCAAUCACCAGUGCACAUGCAUGGCACUCACAUUUUUAGCGUACCACAAUGAGGGGUUGCAGUUUGACACAGUGUUGCUUGACAGAGUGAUUGAAAAAGGAGACCAACUUUAUGUCGGCGUUAAACAGCAACUGAUCAGUGAUGGAACGUUUCGUGACAAUCACUUGACAUUUGAAGAGAUGCCUGACCAUGUGUUGACUGACAGGAACAUCUAUGCUGUACACACAACUGGUUUAAGGGUAGGUCAUGUUUUUGCUGGUAGCGGGAGCCCUCAAGGAUCUCGACAAUUGGGUUUGCCUCUUGCCCUGCAACUGGAAUGUCUGUCGGAAAAUGUCACCCAUGCUUUUCUUUUGGUGACUCCAGAGUGCAUUGCAGUUUUCAGGGACAGAAGCGGUCGGUUUGGAGUUUUUGAUUCCCACUCAAGAAAUUCAGCAGGCCUGCCCCAUCCCAGUGGAACUGCAGUAAUGAUGACUUUCUGCAAACUGUCUGACAUGGUCAACCAUCUGCUGAAGCUCUUUCGAAACCGCGGCCCCAAUGCCACUUAUGAGUUUGUGCCAGUAGGUUUUGUCAGGGAGAAUGACGACCCUUCUGAGGAUUUGGUCUUUCAGAACAUUUCACCUGAAGCCACAAAAGUAAGUCCAACUCUUUUCAAAACCAAAAGCACCUCUGAAGAGGAAAUGCCUCCUUGGCUUAGGGAAGUUGCAAAUGUAUUAGAGGAAACGGCUCCAACCAUUCCAAAUGUGUCAAAAGUUCCAAAAGCCAAGAGAAGAAAAAUUAGGUACAGGGUCAAAACGCAACAAGGACAGAAUGUACAAAAUAAAAUGAAAAAAAGUUCAUCUGAAAAAGAAAGAUAUCUGAAAUCUCCAACAUUUAGGACCAAAAAACUACAGGCCUUUAAAGAAAACUACAUUAUUCAUCAACAACAGAGAAAGGAUCAGUUCAAAAAUAGAUAUAGGACAGAUGCAUCUUUUCGGAAGAGAAAAAUAAAUUAUAUUAAGUACCGACUCAACUUUAUCCGCAGCUUUAGAGCCAGUCGUAAAGCCUACAUGGCUGAUUAUAUGAGGAAACUGUUCAGAGAUGAUCCAGCCUUUAGAAGCAGGCAAAAAUCUUACAUUAGGAAUCGAUUCAGAGAUGAUCCAGCCUUUAGAAGGAGACAAAAAUCGCACAUCAGGAAUAAAUUCAGAAACGAUCCAGUCUUCAGAAACCAACACAAAAAAACAAUGCGUGGAUAUAUGAAGGCAAAGUAUCAUAGUGAGCCUGGUUAUCGAGUCAAACAUAAAGAAAAAUGUGCUGCCAGCAGAAGAGGCAGACUAUCAAGACAAGCACUUUCCAAAAAUUUAACACUAGAGCAUGCUUUGCGAAUCAGAAGAAAGUACAAAAGAAAUGUAGGCUUCCACUUUGAAACCCCACGCCUCUGA